GGAGGAGGAGAAGACUAUAGUUCUGGCUGCCACUCCCCAACCAGCUCUGCAGGCAUUGUGUGUCCCUCUCUCAUUCAGGGGACACUGCCUACUAGCCUAUCUCCCCGUUCCUCCUCCUCUGCGUGGCUUGUGGAUUAUUGAUUACUCAGGAAUUGCCCCCUCUUCCCAUUAAGUGGAUUCCGAGUUGCUCAGGAAGAGAGACGCCACAGGGAGUGUCUUGGGAAGGCUCCCCUGCUUGAGGAGUGAGCUCUACUCUGUCUGCGUCCUCGCUCACACACCCCUUGGAACCUUUCUCGUUCUGCCUCCCUCCCGCGCCUCCUUUUGUCUCCAGCCCGAAGCUCGGGCUCUGUUCGACAUGGUGGGGACAGGACGGAGGAGGAGGACAGCAUGAAGCCGCCAGGAUGGGCGCCAACAAUGGCAAGCGGUAUGGCAGCGAAGGUAAAGGGAGCUCAAGCAUCUCAUCCGACGUGAGUUCAAGUACAGAUCACACACCUACCAAAACUCAAAGAAAUGCCGCUACCAGUGAAGAUUCCGACCUGAGCAUGCGUACCCUCAGCACACCCAGCCCAGCAUUAAUAUGUCCCCCAAAUUCACACAGCUUGCAGAAUGGAAAGGCAUCUUCCACCUCUUCCUCCUCAGUCACUGGGGAAACCAUUGCGAUGGUUCACUCACCUCCUCCAACUCGACUCACCCAUCCGCUCAUCCGCUCUGCCUCCCAGCUUCGGAAGGAACAGGCCAACAUCGAUCGGCUCCCAGACCAGUCAGUGAUCCACAUCUUCUCCUUCUUACCUACUAAUCAGCUGUGCCGCUGUGCCCGAGUUUGCCGCCGUUGGUAUAACCUCGCUUGGGACCCUCGCCUUUGGAGGACUAUUCGCCUGAUGGGCGAGACAAUCAAUGUGGACAGAGCGCUGAAGGUACUGACCCGGCGGCUUUGCCAGGACACACCAAACGUCUGUCUCAUGUUGGAGACAGUAAUUGUUAGUGGCUGCAGGCGGCUCACGGACAGAGGUCUCUACACCAUUGCUCAGUGCUGUCCAGAACUGAGGCAGCUGGAAGUGUCGGGUUGCUACAACAUUUCCAACGAGGCAGUCUUUGAUGUGGUCUCACUGUGUCCAAACCUGGAGCACUUAGAUGUAUCAGGUUGCUCCAAAGUGACGUGCAUCAGCUUAACUCGUGAAGCCUCCAUCAAAUUGUCCCCGCUGCAUGGAAAACAGAUUUCUAUCCGCUACUUGGACAUGAGUGACUGCUUUGUCCUUGAGGAUGAAGGACUGCACACCAUUGCUGCCCACUGCACGCAACUGACGCACCUCUACCUACGCCGCUGCAUCCGCAUCACUGAUGAAGGCCUCCGUUACCUGAUGAUUUACUGCACUGCCAUCAGGGAGCUGAGUGUGAGCGACUGCCGCUUUGUCAGUGAUUUUGGCAUGCGUGAGGUUGCAAAGCUGGAGUCCCGCCUCCGGUACCUCAGCAUCGCCCACUGUGCCCGCAUCACUGACGUCGGCAUCCGAUACAUCACCAAGUACUGCAGCAAGUUGCGCUACCUCAAUGCGCGGGGCUGUGAGGGCAUCACAGACCACGGAGUGGAGUACCUUGCCAAAAAUUGCACAAAACUCAAGUCCCUUGACAUUGGGAAAUGCCCCCUGGUCUCCAACAUUGGCUUGGAGUUUCUGGCUCUGAACUGCUUCAACCUGAAACGACUGAGCCUGAAGUCCUGCGAAAGCGUCACUGGACAAGGCCUGCAGAUUGUGGCCGCCAACUGCUUUGACCUACAGAUGCUCAAUGUACAGGAUUGUGAGAUCUCAGUGGAAGCUUUGCGGUUUGUUAAACGCCAUUGUAAGCGCUGCAUUAUAGAGCACACCAACCCUGCCUUUUUCUGAAGUCAACUCCUAACUCUUUGUUGAUGAAAGCAAAGUAUUAGAAAUGUUUGUAUGGGCAUAUGCGCCUUGACUGUUUGUAUACAAUAACUGUACCUUCUUUGUACCAGGGAAGGGAACAUGGAGCUUAGGGUCCUUAAACACUUCCAGAUGGCCUUGUUCAAAUUUUCUGAGUGCCAGUGACUUAUACGUAUGAAAUUGUAACUCUCUAGCCUUAUGGUCCCUGUGAUAUAGUUGAAGGCAAGGCAGUGGUUUGUAUGUAGCAUUCAGAAAAGGGAAGCCAAGUAACAGAAAUCCCCAUUUGUCCUUAUUGUCAAAUGUCAUUUCAUCCCAAUCCAGAGAGUGUGAAUUGUGAUUAUUGAAGGCCAAAGCUUGGAAAAUGUAUCUUUUUAGACUACAACUCCCAGAAUGGAAGCUGCGAAACUGUAGGAGCUGUAAUCCAAAAAAGUAUUUCUUUUCCAAGUACUGUUGGAGGGAACGGGAAAUAUUAGUCAUGUCCAGACUCAAUAUUUUUUUUAAAAAAAAAUCAAGGUUACCUUUAGCUUCAUUAGAACUGUCACGUCUCAAUCCAUUAUCUCAUUUGAGAGCCUGUCCAAGUUUGUUUGUUUUCUGCUUUGCUGUUACAUUUUCGGUGCCAAAAUUGUAGCUCAGAGAACAAUGCCAUCCUAUCAGAGGUACAGUAUAUCAGAGCUGUGCUAAUAUAUUAGCCAUCACAAUGUUACAAGUGUUACGAAAUAGCCUUCGACACAUGUGUGAUUUUGCAUAUGACCCUCAGUGUUCCACAAGUUAUCUUCAGCAUUGUCUUUCAGUGCCCUAUUUCCCAGGAUCUGAUCCCAGGUUUUCUGUUUAUCUCAGAUUAUCUGGCAGUGUGGACUCAUAUAAUCCAGUUUAAAGCAACAACACCUGGAAUAUAGGGCCUGUCUGGAAGGGCCCUCAGAUGUCCUAUCAAGAACUUAUUGGUAAAAGAGGAGUUGUUUGAAGCCACCAGAGGCGGCCCUAGGUAAUUUUCAACAGUAAGCAAACAGUAUUUUGGCA
Messenger RNA from Anolis sagrei ordinatus, 2909 nucleotides. RefSeq names its product F-box and leucine rich repeat protein 7 (gene FBXL7). Gene Ontology annotation, biological process: SCF-dependent proteasomal ubiquitin-dependent protein catabolic process. Gene Ontology annotation, cellular component: SCF ubiquitin ligase complex. The record is from RefSeq and is a predicted model, not a curated record. Gene Ontology annotation, molecular function: protein binding. NCBI's taxonomy places the organism in Eukaryota, Metazoa, Chordata, Lepidosauria, Squamata, Anolidae.